Messenger RNA from Aphanomyces astaci, 1645 nucleotides. RefSeq lists its product as hypothetical. The transcript has a single exon. The record is from RefSeq and is a predicted model, not a curated record. Lineage: Eukaryota; Oomycota; Saprolegniomycetes; Saprolegniales; Verrucalvaceae. Bases 570 to 872 code for a protein of 100 amino acids.
UUGUGUCUAGGCAUUAUUGCAUUCCUUGUUACUUGAUUAUAGGUAACUAGAGGAGUACAGUACAUACAUAGUUAGGCUAUCAUCGCUUUCAAGUGCCACGUCGUCCUUGAUUGCAACAUGGCGAGGUCCGUGGGUUUAAUGAUUGGCGCGACCCCGUCAAAGUUGAGUGUGAGCACGCCGCCCAUCGUGGAAGCGCUGACUUUCGGGAAGCUGUAGAGUUGAUUGCUGGUCACGUGGGCGUGCGAUACUUUGAUAUGAUCGCCGUACUGCGUUUGGAGCUUGGGAAGCACCCCCGAGUUGGAUAGGAUGAUUGUGGGUCUCCCCAGCGUGAGCUUCGGUGCUUUCAUCAUGGAUUUCAUGUUGAGCCCCAUGAGAAUGCCAACGACGAGUCCGUCUUGCCGUACCGUGCACUCGUGCAAGUGUUGGCCGUAGGCAUUUGCAGUUGUCCAAUAUGGGGGUUCCGUCGACUCAAUGGAAGAGGUUGCAUCACUCGUGGCUUGAACGGUGUGGGAAAACAUAGGCAGCGCCGUUGCAAACAAUGCCAAAUGUUCGGGGGCGACUACAGGUAGAUGGCCCAUCGCGCCCAACGUCCUAGCAUCCGCCACCGUGCCCAGCGCGAUUUUCGUCGACGAUGCUGUUGCCAUGUCGGCAAUAGCGUGGAUGAGAGCCGCCCCGAGGGCACCCGUGACGCUCACAUGGUGGGUUUUGCACUUAGCCACAAAGCGCGACGUGGUAGCAGCGUCGAAUUGGGUAGUGAGACCAAGGGGUUUGUUAUCUCGCAACAUCAUGAAGGACGCUUUAGCUGCUGGCUCGAUGGGAAACGCAAACGCAUGACGUGCACGUAUUCCAGACAAGACAGUGUGGGCGAAUGACUGGAGGCUUCGGAGUGGAUACGACCGAACCGCACGCUUGGCCACAUCGUCACAGCUGGACACGAGGGGCAAGGGGGGAAGGGUUUUCAUAUCAAUAGUGGUGAGGGCGAUAAGGAAAUCAUGUGCGAGGCAGCUGAGAGAUCGACCAUCGGCGAUGGCGUGAUGAACUAGGAACACGACGUUCGUGGUGUUGGAUUGCGGUUGCCAGAGUACACGAAGCAUAGGCUCGCCGCACCUUAAGGGGGUGCCACGGCCUUCCGCCCACAGUUUUGCGAAUGGGGUAUUCGAAGGCAGUUCAAUGAGGGGGAGACGCAGAGCAUGGUCCACCUGCAGGACAAACGGUGUGGCGACACUGUCGUACGGUACAAGUUUGGUUCGGAGAAACGUGUGGCGAGUUUGCAGCUGCGACAAGGCGGCUUGAACGUUUUCGAUCGACAGGGGGGGACAGUGUUCGGCAUGGUGCAAUAUCAUGUUGAAUGAGAGCGUGUAGCUUCCAUUGACCAUGGCACCUGCGGCAAACAUGGAUUCUCGAAGGGAAAGGGCGAGUAGGGUGCCGUGAGGAGCCGCAGAUUUGUCAAAAGUGCUGCGUGCGCUGGUGGUUACCAAAGUUGGUCGACGUUGUCGCUGAAAGCAAGAGGGGGAGAAGAAUACCGUUGAGAUGGCUCGCUGGAGCCCGGGGAUUUGAAGAACGAGCACCAACGCAACAGUGAUCGCGGCAACUGUCGCGGGGGCAACCGCAAAAGGCACUUCCGUGGACAUGGCUUGGACGAGGC